Molecule: messenger RNA, 2412 nt
Organism: Penicillium cosmopolitanum
Lineage: Eukaryota; Fungi; Ascomycota; Eurotiomycetes; Eurotiales; Aspergillaceae
Exons: 7
Coding region: 1-2412 (803 amino acids)
Biological process (GO): carbohydrate metabolic process
Molecular function (GO): chitin binding; hydrolase activity, hydrolyzing O-glycosyl compounds; metallopeptidase activity
Source: RefSeq, a predicted model, not a curated record
AUGCAAUCCGGUGCAGUGAUCUGUCUCAGCGAAGGCACCCCUCCUAUGCCUGCAUCUGUUACCAAUGCUGUCUGUGGUCCUCAGGUACCUGGCACUGCAAAACCAAAAAAGGGAACCAAAUUGGCAGACCUCAAUCCCUGCCCUUUGAACUCUUGCUGUGAUGUUUGGGGACAGUGCGGCAUCUCGAAAGACUAUUGCACGGACACAAGCUCUGGCGCACCUGGAACCGCCGCUCCCCACAGCAACGGAUGUAUUUCAAACUGCGGCAAUGAUAUCGUGAACAAUGAUUCCGGGCCUAGCACGUUUCGCAAGAUAGGCUAUUUUGAGGCAUUCAAUGUCGAUCGCCCUUGUUUGAACAUGGGCGUUAGCCAGAUCGACACAUCUAAAUACACCCAUCUCCAUUUUGCUUUUGGAAACCUCACCAGCGAUUUCAAUAUUGAUAUUGAAACCUACAGGGUGGGUUUUAACCAAUUUGUUAAUUUGAAGGGCGUCAAGCGCAUCAUUUCUCUUGGCGGCUGGGCAUUCAGCACCGAUCCCAAUACCUACAAUAUUUUCCGCGAGGCCGUGAAAGUAGAGAACCGAGAGAACUUUGCCGACAAUGUAGCCGAGUUUUUAAAGAAAUGGAAUCUGGAUGGUGUUGAUUUUGAUUGGGAGUAUCCCGGUGAGCCUGAUAUUCGUGGUAUCCCAAAGGGAAGCAAGGAAAAUGGAGAAGAUUAUUCUUCCUUCCUCGCGAUUUUGCGAAAGAAGGUGAGCGAACGCAGCAUAUCAGUGGCUGCUCCAGCAUCCUAUUGGUAUCUGAAGGGAUAUCCAGUUGGUAAAAUGGAUGCUUCUGUUGACUACUGGGUGUACAUGUCGUACGACUUGCAUGGGCAAUGGGAUUUUGACAAGCCAUGGGCAACACCUGGCUGCACUAUGGGAAGUUGCUUACGAUCUCAUGUGAAUUUGACGGAGACUCUCGACGCCCUUUCUAUGAUUACCAAGGCGGGUGUGACUUCAAAUAAGAUUGUUGUUGGUCUAAGCAAUUAUGGUCGGUCUUUUAAGAUGGCGACAGCCGGAUGCACGGGGCCUAUGUGCACAUAUACUGGCGAGGCAUCAGGAGCAAAACCAGGCCGCUGCACUCGAACGGCUGGCCUCCUCGCCGAUGCAGAGAUCAAUGAGAUCAGACAAAAAGACAGCACCGCAAAAACUUGGAUUGAUAAGGAUAGUGAUAGUAACAUCCUUGUCUAUGAUUCUGUUCAGUGGGUUGCGUAUAUGGACGCAGAUAUUCGCAAAUCACGAACAAACCUGUACAAAGGAAAGAAUCUGGGUGGUGUGGUCGAAUGGGUCAUUGAUAUGGAAGAAUUUGAAACUCCGACGUCACCCCCAACAUCUACCACUACUGCACCUGCUGUAUCUGUCACAGCUACCGCCCCGGCAAACAUCCAGGGGGCUAUCAACCCAUAUCUCUACAGCUGCACAAAUGCACAGAAGAAAAUCGUCCUCCAGACAUGGGAGGAAGCUUCCAUUUUGGCCCAAGGACACUAUGAGUGGUUUCCAGGUGAGAAAUGGCAGGAUGCCAUGACUCUUUAUAUUGGAAGUAAAUCCAAGGAUGAUUUUAGUUUUUUCGGAGGCCAAGGACCAUUGAUGGAUAACGUUGAGAGGCAAUACAAAAUUCACUUUGGCCAUUUCGGAGAUGCACCCGUCAACACCUAUGGUUACUUCUAUUGCGAUGAGAGCAAGGUCCCAGGCAGCCAUAAGAAAGAUAAGAACGGCAAAAAGUCCCCAUCGUGCGAUGAACCCGGCGUAUCAACUUAUACGUGGGACGACCCGGGCAAGUUCUGGUCCGCACACUAUGUCGUCCUCUGCCCCCAGUUUUUCAGCAGCAGGAUGAGCUCACUUUUGUCCGCGGUGGAGGCAGCUGAUGGUGAUCCAGUAGUCCAGCGCUACAUAGACUACUGGAAGCCCCUCAGAGUGCGGUCCUUGUUCCACGAGACCUAUCAUUGGAAGAAUACUGUUUCGCAGGAGGAUUCAGUUAUCAAUGCGGAAUCUUGGGCAUUGGCGGCUCUCUCAAUUUAUUUGCAGCAGGUCUUUCAUUUGGAGAGUCCACCCACCGCUAUACCUAAAUCCUCUCCAGUGAUCGGUGGGGCCGAUAUACGAGAGCAUUACCUCGAUGCGCCCCCAGACUGGUGGGAGCGGCCCGUUGACCUUGACUCAAAAGCUUUCAACCCUUCCAUGGAUGACACAGUAAUGCUGUCCAGUAUGGGAUCAUUAAUGGAUUCGGGGCCCUUCCCUUCCUGUAUCAAUGGACUUUACGAGGAUAUGCAUCAAUGUGUGGAAAUCUGUGGUGGUGACGGUAGCACUUGCAAGCAAAGCCCCACCAAUGCCACAAUUGCGGAACUCCUCCUCUUGAUUCUUAGCAAGCGAAACAAAUGA